Drosophila bipectinata is the source of this 2077-nucleotide messenger RNA. RefSeq names its product l(3)mbt interacting protein 1 (gene Lint-1). NCBI's taxonomy places the organism in Eukaryota, Metazoa, Arthropoda, Insecta, Diptera, Drosophilidae. The record is from RefSeq and is a predicted model, not a curated record.
AAUCGGGCACACUUUUUGUCGAACGAAUUAAACUCAAACCGAACCAUUCGUAUUUCUUUUACAUCGCUUCGCUGCCCGUGGUAUCCUUUGUGAUAGCCUGUCCCCAGGUCAUUCCGACCUGGUCAUAUAUUCAUUGGACAGACAUUGUCCGUAGCUCUUCCCGAUCCCAAUUCCCAAUGGAAUUGCACUAGUAACUGUCGAGGAGAAGUAUCGAAAGUCGCGUGUUAUAUAGUAUCCAAAUCCGAAUUCCAAAUCGGGGAAGUCAUGGCGGAGUUCGACAAGUUUAGGUAUUACCUCGAGAAGCAUUAUGCCCUACCGCUGGACGUCAAAAACGAUAUUGUUUAUUGUCAACGGGCGAUGCGCGAUUUCCUAAAAGUUCAUGGGUUGGUGUCCGAUGUCUUCAAGGAGCAGCACGAUGCGGAUCCCGUGCAGAUGCGCCGAAUUCUGGAAGAACUGGAGGACGAAUUGUGCGAAAUUAACGCCGAGCAGCAGUACCUGCUGUUGCGUUUGAACGAUGACCUGGAUAUGUUCUUGCGGAAGCUGCAGGACAAGAAUAUAGCCAGCAUUCCAGAUCUGGUCAACGAAUACGUUUCCAGCCAGAUAGUGCCUUUGAUCUCUGAUAUUACAUACCAAAUAAGACCGCAUUCGGUGGUUAGUCGGGACAACGAGGAGAUGCUCAUCCGGAAGCACUUCCUGCUGAGUCAGGACGAGGAGGCGGGCGUCCCGCCGCUGAAGCUGAGUGACCUCGACGAGAGCAUCCCCCUCGUGCUGGCCCCGCCUGUCGUGGGCUUGGGGCAGCAGAUAGCUGCCGUCCAGCCGAUAAUUAAUUGGCCGCAAAUGGACACGCACGCGAUACCGCUGCCGGAACCGACAUCGCACGAUUCUCAGGAAUUCUCGGAUAUCCCGAGGUCCUUACUGAUCAAUAGGAUCGAAGUGGAAGCCAUACCCAUUAAGAGAAAGAAAAUUACUUGUACCUCACCGCCGCCAUUGGCGCCGAUCACUAAGACAGCCGUAGUAGUGGCUACUGUUCCGGCCGCUCAAAAGAGUCCCCCUGAGGAUUUCGAGGUGGUAGCCCAGAGCCGUAAGAACCUUCAGCAGGCCCUGAAGCGAGCCAGGAAGACCAAGCAACAGCCCCGGCUGUGUGAAGAGGACCUGGAGCUGAGCAUGGAGGGUGCCAAGAGGGCCAGAAAGACUCCACCUCUGGAAAAUCAGAAUCAAACUCAUAAUGCCAAUACAUACGGCAAAAAAUCGCAAGUGCCAUCGAAUCAAGUGCCAUCACAGGGUUCAUCGCAGAAGAACUCGUACAAAACUCGUAAUACACGCCGCAAAUCCUCACCACCGCCGCCACCUAAUGCUCAAUCGCAAACGGGUGGCUCGCCUUCGGGCGGCAGCUCCGAUGAUUCCAGUGCCGAGCUGCAGCAGGAGCAGCAGCGUCUGUUCGCCUCGGCGGCCCAGUGGCGUGACGAGCCGCGCGAAACUCGCGUCAUGCCAACGGAGUACGGCCAGGAGCCGUUCCUCCGACUGUUCGGCCUCUACACGCCGGAGGUGCUCAAGAAACUCAAUCAGCGUCACUCGAAACGCAAGCGUCGCACUGUCCAGAAUGCCAGCGGUGUGGACUUCCACUACGGCCAGCAGCUGAGCGCAAUGGACAAUCUCGUCCUGGGCAUACGUGGCCAUAAGAAGGUGAAGGAGAAACCGGAAUUCCUUCUCUCACCGAAGGAGAAACGCUUGCAGGCGGUCACUAAGCGGGCUUACAAUCGCAAGAGCAAGACACCCGAUAAGAUAACCAUUACAGUUACCACAAUUCCACCUGGAUCGGGAAGUGGCGGUGCUUUCGCGCCCUGCCAGCAUGGCGAGAGCAGCAGCUUCCAAUGCCGCAAGUGUCGCAGUUGCAAGGUUUGCAAACGCAAAGUAGAGAAAGAUUCGGUGGCCUGUAAAUUUUGUGGUGGCUUCUAUCACUUGGAUUGCCACGAGUUCACCAAAAAUCGUCAUCACGUCCACUGGCAGCACUCUCGCUGCCCGUCGUGUUUGCGAGAUCAGAUCGAAAAGUCCCGGGACAAGGACACCAAAUGAGGAA